AUGAAGAUUUUCCUUAGCUUUGGUUUGCUGUUCUUGGCCGUUGUGCCAUCAGCUCGCCUUCAGCGCAUCGUCUCUGGCCCUUGUCCCUCAGUGCCUGCUAUGGCAAAUUUUGACAAAUCAAAGUUUCUUGGACACUGGACUGAAGUUGAAAAGAGCCCUAGCGUUUUUGACUUUAUUCUUCGUUGUCUGGAGCUUGAUUACGUCGAUAACAACGAUGGUAAUCUGAAUGUGAUUGUCAAGGGAACAUCGUUGGGUGGUCUGCCUCUCACCAUCAAGGGAGAUGGAAUGCCACAGCAAGGUAACAAGCUGGGCAAAUACAACGUUCGCUUCGGUUUCGGUGUCCCGUUCCAGGGUAGUGAGUCCACUUUCUUGGAAACUGACUACAAGGAGUUUGCCGUCAUCUACUCGUGCACAAGCAGCAUCAUUCAGGGCUUCUACCACACCGAGUACAUCUGGAUUCUUUCCCGAGACGGCAGCAUAUCUAACCCCACUCGUCAGAACAUCUAUGAGACCUUAGACCGCCUCAAGAUUAACCGAGUCGGCUUGCAGCUGGUUGAUCGCAGUACCUGCCCAACCAACCAGACGCUGGUCACUCGAGAGAGCGAACAGAAUCUGGCCAGCGCUGUUGAGCCUGUAGUCCUGGAGGAGACCGUUACCUCCACACUGCCGGAGAAGAAGCCAGAAGUGACUGUGCCAGCUACCGAGUAA
Molecule: messenger RNA, 708 nt
Organism: Rhagoletis zephyria (snowberry fruit fly)
Lineage: Eukaryota; Metazoa; Arthropoda; Insecta; Diptera; Tephritidae
Source: RefSeq, a predicted model, not a curated record